AGUCGCAAAGCGGCUCCAAGCAGAUGUGUGGCUACUCGGCCGGUGCGGUCCGUGCGAGUCGCUCAGGCGGACGCCGCCCCAGCCACUGAGGCUCCCAAGGCUCUUCCUGUGGAAAAGAGUGGGCCGAACUUCAAGCCAUUGCGCGACGUUAUGCAGAUCAUGCAGAUUCUGCCUCACAGGUAUCCCUUCCUGCUGGUAGAUCGCGUUGUGGAGUGGGAGAAGGAAAAGUACGCGGUGGGCUACAAGUGCAUCACCAUCAACGACAACUUCUUCCCAGGUCAUUUCCCCGAGCGCGCCAUCAUGCCAGGCGUUCUGCAGGUUGAGGCCAUGGCCCAAUUGGCUGGUAUCGUGAUGUUGGAUCCGGAGGACACGGAGGCCAAGGGGCUGUUCUUCUUUGCCGGCAUUGAGAACUGCCGCUUCCGCAAGCCGGUGGUGCCAGGAGAUGUGCUGAUGAUGCGUGCGGAGGUGACCAAGUAUAACAAGCGGUUCGGCAUGGUGAAGGUUGCGGCCACUGGGCAUGUGGGCGAGGACCUGGUGGUGGAGGCGGAGCUGACUUUAGCCAUGGGCAAGAAGUGACGGGGAGAGUGAGGGCCGGGAUGACUGGAAGUUGCAGACAGGAGUGCGCACGCGGCGAUGGGAGCUGUGGGAAGACGGACUUGUGGGAUGUGAUGGGCGGGCCGAAGAAAGGGAGAUUUAGUUAAGCUGGUUGCGAACAUAGGUAGACAAGAUCGUGUCGAACAGGGACCGAGAAGAAUCUUACAGGCUACGCCGAACCGAGCUGACAUCACUGUGUAUUUGGGUACUACCCACAGGCUUCUGAUGUGCGAGCAAGGUUUGUGCAAUUUACUGUGACAUCACACUGAUAUAUGCGAGAGGGCAAGAACGAAUCGCAGGCUUAAGUUUGCUCCGUUUUCGUACUUGGGUGAGGAACCGAUGGAGACAAUGAUGUAUUCUUUUCGGUU
Volvox carteri f. nagariensis is the source of this 962-nucleotide messenger RNA. RefSeq lists its product as uncharacterized. NCBI's taxonomy places the organism in Eukaryota, Viridiplantae, Chlorophyta, Chlorophyceae, Chlamydomonadales, Volvocaceae. Bases 151 to 576 code for a protein of 141 amino acids. The transcript is spliced from 4 exons. Gene Ontology annotation, biological process: fatty acid biosynthetic process. Gene Ontology annotation, molecular function: hydro-lyase activity. The record is from RefSeq and is a predicted model, not a curated record.